CAUCUGAUAACCCAGACGUCUUAGACUUACUUAUUUCAUUAAUGACAAUUCAUUUUUAAACGAUUAUAUACAUGAAGAUGGUACAGUAGGUUAAAAAUUAAAAUGAAGACACUUCAGCAUCCUUUUCUGAACACAUACAGUAUAAGGUAUAGAGGGAAAAGAGGGCCAGGGAAACAGUUCAAAAACCAUAACAUAACCUGAAAUGUUGAAGAACAAAAGUUCUUUUGUAUUUCCAGUCACCGAGUGCGUGAUAAUCAUGAUGUGCGGUACCUACCAAGCAACAAUUCUUGAGCGUUUUGUGAAAACUAACAGGAAUACAAGUCCCAGAGUACCUUGCUGACUAGUGUCUCCCCCCUGACUGGCGAUCAUGUAGCUUGGCAGCGUACAGUAGCAACGGGUAACCUUUCAUCUUCUGGUUGUUGUCUGACCAGCGCACGGCGUUGUUUCAAGUCUGUAAAACUCCGGGACUGUCGGUACUGGAGCCGCACAGGUCUUUAUCUCCUUUCAGCAUUUCAACAGAACUCUGUCAUGGAGGAGUACGAGGUUGUUAAACUCAUUGGUGAAGGGGCGUUUGGGAAAGCUUUCUUAGUGAAACCCAGGCGCAUCGACAGGCUGUGUGUGAUCAAGGAGGUCAAUCUUAGAAAGAUGCCUACGAAAGAAAAAGAGGCUUCUCGCAAGGAGGUGACGCUGCUGUCCAGGAUGAAACACCCCAAUGUUGUCACCUUCCUUACCUCGUUUGAGGAGAGGAUGAAGCUCUACAUCGUGAUGGAGUACUGCAAUGGUGGGGACCUGAUGAGGAGGAUCAACAUGCAGCGGGGGAAGCUGUUUGCUGAGGAGCAGAUACUGGAAUGGUUUGUACAGAUCUGUCUCGGAUUGAAACACAUUCAUGACAGAAAAGUCCUGCACAGAGAUAUAAAGGCUCAGAAUAUAUUCCUGGCCAAUAAUGGCAUGAAAGUAAAACUUGGGGACUUUGGAAUAGCAAGAAUGUUAAACAACACCAUGGAGCUGGCCCGUACGUGUGUGGGAACCCCCUAUUACCUCUCUCCGGAAAUCUGUGAGAACAGGCCCUACAACAACAAAACGGAUAUUUGGUCUCUAGGCUGUGUGCUGUAUGAACUCUGCACCCUUAAGCAUCCGUUUGAAGGCAGUAACUUGAGACAGUUGGUGGUGAAGAUCUGCAGAGGGCGGUGCGAGCCCAUUGCGACCAGGUACUCCUACGAUCUUCGCCUCCUUGUGAGCCAGCUGUUUAAAGUCAGCCCCCGAGACAGGCCCUCCGUGAACUCUGUCCUCAAGAGGCCCUUUCUGGAGAAGCGCAUCGCGAAGCAUCUGGACCCAGAGGUGAUUAAAGAAGAGUUCAGUCACACUGUUCUGCACAGAGGGAAGCCCUCGGUUCCACAGCUUCAGGGACCUGCUGCAGCAAAGGCACAAGUACCAAAGGGUGUGAAGCCCAGGGCUCAGGAGAAGUGUGCUCCUCGGAUGAAAGCAGGAAACCCAGUUAGGAAGCUCUCUCCAAGGCCUCAGUGGAAACCUCAGGCAAGGGCCUGUACGCCAGAGUGUAAGCCCGCUUACCCUAAAGCAGCGGGAGCAGGCAGGCCGGCAGCUCAGCAGUAUGACGAUUAUGGGAGGAAUGGAAACAACAGGGAGCAUGGCUUGUAUAAGCACUACCACGCUCAGCUAGACCUCAUCCGAAACCGGCAUCAGGAGCAAGCCGCUCUUCCCCAGGCUCCGCUCCUCGAGAGGGAUGAAGAUCCCUGUCGCGACAGAGCGCACGUCCCUCCAUCGUACCGGCGGGUUAAUGAGGCACAUGAUGAAUACCUAAGAAGAAGACAAGAGGCCAAUCAGUACAAAAUCAAAGUAGAAAAGCAGCUGGGUCUGCGUCCCUCCACAGGGGACGCUGUUUGCCACAGAGCACAAGCACUAGAGCGGCCUGUGCCUCCCCAGAGAGGCAACCACCCUCCAUCCUCCAGGAAACAGAGCGAUCACGAGGAGUACCUGAAACAGCUUGAGGAAAUCAGGCAGCAGUAUCACAAUGAGGUCAAGGGGUUCAGGAAGAAAGCAGCAGUACAGCCCGAGGUCAAAGCAGAGACAUAUUUGGUUGAACGGUCCGAGCCAACUGAAUCUCCCUCCCAGGCAAAAGAACAAGACCAUGGAGCAGAACAUGUUCAGAAUGUUGAAGAGCGCCUGAGACACAUCACGUGUGAUGAAGACAGACAUGCAAGGAAAGCAUUGGAGAUAAAACACAAAGCAAAGAAAGGGGUCAUGUUUGAAGUUCGUUUAGAUGAAGAAGACUUACAAGAAGAUGACAACACAGAAGAGGAAGUGGAUAUGUUGAACCAGACCCUGACCUUCCAAGAUGGAGAAGACCUGAGACAGGUGGACUGGAAGCCCGUGGGGCUGGAGGGUGGCCCACAGGAGCGACCAGCAGACGGCGCACGAGGGAGGAGGCUGUGGGGUCAGGAAGUGCCGCACACCCUCCUGAAUGCCAUGGCCAACCUGGAGGUGUCCUCCGCUCUGCCCACCAUGUCUGAGCACAGCCUCCCAGGGGAAGAUGGACACGAUCAGGAGCCUGCAGGACCGAGGGGUCAGUGGCAGGACAGACCCCCAGAAACACUGCUGAGGGCGCUGGCAGAGGCCGAGCUCACCUCUGCCAGCACCAUCCUGGACACAGGUCCCCUGGAGACCCUCAAACCUUGGACACCCGUGGAGGAGGGUGAAGAUGAGGAGGUGAGCUCUGACAUCGAUAUGGAUGAAGAACGGCUGGAGCCCAGAUCAGAUGACGACGACACAAACUUCGAAGAAUCUGAAGACGAGCUGAGAGGAGAGGUGGCUGAUUCCAUGAAGAACUUCUUCUUAAUGAAGGAAGAUGAGGAAGAGGAGGGGCAGGCUGCACAAACACAGCAGGGUGUGAAGCUGGCUGAGCCGCAAAGUGGAGAUACACCAGCUCAGACUGCGCAGUCACACAACGAGGAGACAGAGGCUCGGGAAACGCAGGCUCUAGAGAACAAUACGCCUGACCCCAUGCAGAACAAUCGCAAUGGGACACAGGACCAGGUUUAGUCUCUGUCUAGCAUUAUAAAUUAUAAUGAAGCUGCAAACAGAAAUCGGGGGGGACAGUUUUGCAGAGCUUCGAAACUAAAGUCACUUGGACCAAUGCUGCACUGAAGGAUUCCAUAUCCCACUCGAUUACUGCAGAACUGUUGUAAAUAUUGUAUAUUGCAUUGAAGCUCUUCUUGUUUCUCUGCAAUUCCAGCAGGAAACUCACCAUACUUUUACACUGUAGCAUCUUUCAGUGUUCAGAAACACUGGCUUUUUCCUUGCUGUCCUCGAGGUUGAAAUGUAAAUCCAGAUUAACACAAAAGCUUGCUUUUCUUUAGGUCAUUAAAUGUUUACACGAUGGUUUUGUGAUCGAUGCCAGCUGCUUGUGUCUCUUUAAAGUAUUCAGCGAUUUUAAACAUAAUUUAAAAAAUAAACUUUUAAAUAAUUUAAUGCAGUACAUCACACAUAUGCAACAUCAAACUGACAGAUUAAAAACAAAUCAUUAUAUCAUCUGCAAAAAAUGAAUUUAGAAUUAUGCAACCCAUCUAACCCUUCAAUUAACCCACUGCAAUGUACACACUAUACACAGGGCUAUCAUUCAAAGGGCUAAGCUUCGGAAAAAAAAGAUUUUGGUCUUUUUUCUUAAGUGAAACUCAUGCACCCUUGCGUAGUACAAUUCUCAUUAUCGCACUGUGCCUGGCACACAUACCAAAUGUGGAUACAAAAAAGGGCAGCAGACAUUAAUGAUGUGAUGUUUGGCUACUUGUUUUUUUUUAAAUAAAUUAAUGGAUGUCUGACAGUU
Molecule: messenger RNA, 3838 nt
Organism: Lepisosteus oculatus (spotted gar)
Lineage: Eukaryota; Metazoa; Chordata; Actinopteri; Semionotiformes; Lepisosteidae
Product: serine/threonine-protein kinase Nek5
Biological process (GO): protein phosphorylation
Molecular function (GO): ATP binding; protein kinase activity
Source: RefSeq, a predicted model, not a curated record